GCGCAUUAUAAACCGUGCCCUUCAAUCUCAACACAAACAGCAAAAUCAAAUUCAUAGUUCAUUAUACAGUUGGCACCUAGGCCAAACUUGUCACAUUGCAGCUCGCAACCCGAAACCAUCAUAAUGAAGCCGAGUAAAAACCAGUUAAGAAGAGCUAGAAAAAAGGCUUUGAAAUCCCAGGGCACAUUGUCAACCGGUAACCGCACUGACCAACAACAUGAAGAAGUUUCACCCCCUGCUCCGGCAACAAAUGGUAUUGAUAAGGGACACAUCGAUACGCUAGACCCAGAAGAUCCUCUCUGGCAAAUAUACAAGGACAUCGCUACUAAAUUCGAUGAUACUGAAGACAAUACUCCGGAAGCUGAACCUUCAAAACCGGAGGUGUAUUUCGAUGAUGAUGCCGACAUUCCGGAGGAGGAAGAGAAUAAAGUUCCCACCCUAUCCAAGCGAAAACGCAAAGAAUUGAACAAGCUCUCCGUCGCUGAGCUAAAAGCAAUGGUCAAGAAGCCUGAGUUAGUGGAGUGGACGGAUACCUCAGCCCCUGAUCCGCGGCUACUGGUUCAUAUAAAAGCGCACCGAAACGUUGUCCCAGUGCCGUCUCAUUGGUCUCUCAAACGUGAAUAUCUAUCAUCCAAAAGGGGGAUAGAGAAGGCACCAUUCUCGUUGCCAAAAUUCAUCCAGGAGACGGGAAUAGCCGAAAUGCGUGAUGCUGCACUAGAAAAGCAAGAACAAGCGACUCUCAAGCAGAAACAAAGGGAGAGGGUGCAGCCAAAAAUGGGGCGACUAGAUAUUGACUAUCAGAAGUUAUACGAAGCUUUUUUCCGCUUCCAAACCAAGCCAGAAUUGACUCGAUACGGUGAAGUUUACUAUGAAGGAAAGGAGUUUGAGACUAACCAGCGACAUCUGCGCCCCGGGGAGCUUAGUUCAGAGCUGAAGGAGGCUCUUAAUAUGCCGCCUGGUGCACCCCCACCUUGGUUGAUAAAUCAACAGCGAUAUGGGCCGCCCCCCUCUUACCCAGCUUUGAAGAUACCAGGCCUUAAUGCCCCCCCGCCGCCGGGUGCUAUGUGGGGUUAUCACCCCGGCGGCUAUGGAAAGCCGCCAGUGGACGAACAUAAUAGACCCCUUUAUGGAGGCGACAUUUUUGGUGUUUUGCAGCCUCAGCAAACCAUGCAGCAGGGCGAACCAGUUGAAAAAGAUCUCUGGGGAGAGUUACAGGAACCAGAAUUAUCCGAUGAGGAUAGCGAGGAUGAAGAAGAAGAGCUCGACGAAGAGGACGUAGACGCAGGACUGCAAACCCCCAGUGGAAUGGAAAGUCCAAGUGGGUUAGUGUCAGCAGUUCCGUCAGAGCUGGCUGGUGUUGAAAAUGUCUCCGGAGAGUUUGAUGUGCGAAAGCACUAUCAAGGAACGCAAACAGAGGAGUCUGCUGAUCGCCGGAGUGCUUAUCAUAUCAUCCCCGAAAGGCAAACGGAGGUACAAGGCUUUUUUGGCGGUGACAGGGCGUAUGAUUUGCGCCCGGCUACAGAUAGCUUACCUGUACUGGGAACCGAAGAUCAAACUCGAAAGCGCAAGAAACCCGGAGAUGUCGAUGUUUCUGUUAAUCCGGAUGAUAUGCAAAGUGAGGAUGGAAUCAGUAAGGACAAUCUGCAAAGGCUUUACGAAUCUCAGAGGCAGCAGGAGAGCAACCCCAAUUGGGAGUUCCAGGAAGAUCUCAGCGACAUGAUUGCCCACGAGAGUAGGAAAAGGCUCAAACAGGAGAAGCGAAACAAACACUAAGGUCAAUAGAAUUCCGUGUGGCCCACGGUUGCGGAACUGCUUGUGAGAUACCUUUAGGUACUUGUCUGCAAAAUCAUCAUAUGACUGUCUUACC
Aspergillus nidulans FGSC A4 is the source of this 1867-nucleotide messenger RNA. RefSeq names its product U2 snRNP complex subunit CUS1. The transcript is spliced from 2 exons. Gene Ontology annotation, cellular component: nucleus; U2 snRNP; post-mRNA release spliceosomal complex. Lineage: Eukaryota; Fungi; Ascomycota; Eurotiomycetes; Eurotiales; Aspergillaceae. Bases 124 to 1773 code for a protein of 549 amino acids. The record is from RefSeq and is a predicted model, not a curated record.